AUGUCCAUCCAUGUAAAAUCAAAAUCCAACGCCGAUGAGAGAAAGGCGAAACCGCCGGAUAUCCACACAAGUCCGCCUAGGAUAUCAUAUACACAUAAGAAGAAAGAAAGAAAGUAUUAUACACAGAAUGUGUGGUCGUUCGGACAAGAGAAGAAGAAGAAGAAGAAGAAGAAGAAGAAGAAGAAGAAGAAGAAGAAGAAGAAGAAGAAGAAGAAGAAGAAGAAGAAGAAGAAGAAGAAGUAG
Penicillium waksmanii is the source of this 243-nucleotide messenger RNA. RefSeq lists its product as uncharacterized. The record is from RefSeq and is a predicted model, not a curated record. The transcript has 2 exons. Lineage: Eukaryota; Fungi; Ascomycota; Eurotiomycetes; Eurotiales; Aspergillaceae. The coding region runs from base 1 to 243 and encodes 80 amino acids.